CAGCAACAACCCAUUGCAGAUUCUCGCUUAACGCUCAAUGGAAUCCCCUACAGCACGCGCGCCUACUGGAUGCGAAAAGCCAACCAAGCACUCUCCGAUCUCGUCUCGCCCUGUCCCUUUGGAGCUUUCGGAACCGUAAUUGUCAAUCACACCGCAAACACCGGUUUGGGAGAUUUAGUGUGCAUAGGAGUCAAUUCGAUUGCUUCGACGGGGAAUCCGAUUAUGCAUGGCGAAAUCUCCGCCAUAUCAAACUGCACCCAAAUCCUCUCUUCCCCCCUCGGCCCCUACAAUUUUACUCUCACCCAAACCUCCACCGCCUUCUCCCAAUUAUCUCUCUACACCAACGCCGAAAGCUGCCCAAUGUGCGCCUCCGCCAUCCGCUGGGCAGGGUUCAAAGAAUACAUCUACGGUACAUCCAUCGAUACACUAAUAGAAAAAGGUUGGAGACAGAUUCGAAUUUCUUCGAGAGAGGUUUUUGAGAAGGCGUGGGAGGUGCAGGGGGCUGGGACGAGGUUUAUUGGUGGGGUGUUGGGGAAUGAGACGGAUGGGUUUUUUGGGUGGCAGUUUGAUCCUGAGGGGAGGUGUCCUGAGGGGUGUGGGAGG
Molecule: messenger RNA, 603 nt
Organism: Sphaerulina musiva SO2202
Lineage: Eukaryota; Fungi; Ascomycota; Dothideomycetes; Mycosphaerellales; Mycosphaerellaceae
Product: cytidine deaminase-like protein
Exons: 2
Biological process (GO): purine nucleoside catabolic process
Molecular function (GO): guanosine deaminase activity
Source: RefSeq, a predicted model, not a curated record